This is a messenger RNA of Brassicogethes aeneus, 2061 nucleotides long. Lineage: Eukaryota; Metazoa; Arthropoda; Insecta; Coleoptera; Nitidulidae. The record is from the annotation of a GenBank genome assembly.
UUAGGGAUUCCUGUCAGCUGUUUACACUUUGUUUUGAGGUUUUGUAAAUGUGUCACCUAAUUUAAAAAAUUAAAAUAUCAGUUACUAUGGCAAUAAAUUUGGUUAAUAAUUUUAAACUCGGCAGACAUUUAAAAAUAUUUACAAGAUGUUACUCGGAACAAUUUCCAAAAAUAACCACCCAUUACACAGUGUGUCCCAGAGAAAACGAUCCAAGAUGGAAAGAGGUGAAUAUGGAACGAUUCACCGACGAAACAGACAUCCUCAUAAUAGGCGGAGGACCAGCCGGUCUUUCGGCUGCCAUAAGAGCCAAACAACUAGCUGAAAAGGAGGGUAAAGAACUCAGGGUUUGUCUGGUUGAGAAAGCCUCCGAAAUCGGGGGUCACAUCCUAUCGGGAGCCGUAAUCCAACCCACUGCCCUCAACGAACUGAUACCGGAAUGGAAGGAGAUGGUCGACAAAAAUUUGGUGACGCCGGUAAAGGAGGAUAAGUUCGGAUGGCUGACUGAGACUGGAAGGUUUAACAUCCCAGUGUUUCCAGGUACGCCCAUGUACAACCACGGCAACUACAUCGUGAGACUUGGCCACGUGGUGCGUUGGUUGGGUGAGCAAGCCGAAGCCCUGGGCGUUGAAAUUUACCCCGGAUACGCCGCCUCCGAGGUGCUCUAUCACCCGGACGGUAGCGUCAAAGGUGUGGCGACCAACGACGUGGGAGUUGCCAAAGACGGCAGUCCCAAGGAAACUUUCGAAAGAGGGAUGGAGCUGCACGCGAAAUGCACGAUAUUUUCCGAAGGAUGUCACGGGCACUUGGCCAAACAAAUCAUCAACAAGUUCAACUUGAGGAAGAACGCCGAAAGCCAGACUUACGGUUUGGGUGUUAAGGAGUUGUGGGAGGUUGAUCCUGCAGUGCACGUACCCGGUAGGGUGGAGCACACUUUCGGCUGGCCGUUGGACAUCCACACGUACGGGGGAUCUUUCCUGUACCACUUGGACCAGCCCGCGCCCACCGUGGCGGUGGGCUUCGUCGUCGGGCUGGACUACUCGAACCCCUACCUGAGCCCCUUCAAGGAGUUCCAGAGGUUCAAGCACCACCCGUCGGUGAAGCGCUACUUCGAGAACGGCAAGAGGGUGGCGUACGGCGCCAGGGCGCUCGUCGAGGGCGGUUUCCAGAGCAUCCCCCAGCUGACGUUCCCCGGCGGCUGUUUGGUCGGCGACACUGCCGGCUUCCUGAAUGUGCCGAAGAUCAAGGGCACGCACAACGCCAUGAAGAGCGGCAUGCUGGCCGCCGAGAGCGUCUACGAGACUAUCAACGGGGAGAGUCAGGAGACGCAAGGCUUCGAGCCCAGGAUAUACGAGGAGAAAAUCAAGAACAGCUGGAUUUGGAAGGAGUUGAAGGCUGUGAGGAAUGUACGGCCGAGUUUCCAUAACCCUAUGGGUCUCUAUGGGGGUCUGGCUUACAGUGGGUUCUCCAUUGUGCUUGGCGGACGGGAACCGUGGACUCUCAAGCAUGGAGAUCCGGACCACAAAAGACUGAAACCAGCCAAGGAGUGCAAACCGAUAGAGUACCCGAAACCCGACGGAAAAAUCAGCUUCGACCUGCUGACGUCCGUGGCGUUGACGGGCACGAAUCACGAAGGCGACCAACCGGCCCACUUGACCCUGAUGGACGACGCGGCGCCCGUCAAGACCAACUUGGCCCUGUACGACGGCCCCGAGGGCAGGUUCUGCCCCGCCGGCGUCUACGAGUACGUGCCGGUGGAGAGCGGCGACGGCCAGAAGUUGCAGAUUAACGCGCAAAAUUGCAUCCACUGCAAGACGUGCGACAUCAAGGACCCGACGCAGAAUAUCAACUGGGUUGUGCCGGAAGGCGGCGGCGGGCCGGCUUACAAUGGAAUGUAAACGGGUUUUUAUGCAUGAUUUAUCAAAUUUUACCGAAAAUCUUUUUAGUUACCUAUUUAUUAAGUUUGUUUAUUAUUAAGUGCCCGCAAUUUACUGUAAAUAUGAUGUACACAAAAUAAUUGUAUUUUUUACUAAAAUAAAUUUUAUAUUUAUACAAAAUUUGUUA